Molecule: messenger RNA, 462 nt
Organism: Penicillium daleae
Lineage: Eukaryota; Fungi; Ascomycota; Eurotiomycetes; Eurotiales; Aspergillaceae
Exons: 1
Coding region: 1-462 (153 amino acids)
Cellular component (GO): membrane
Molecular function (GO): transmembrane transporter activity
Source: RefSeq, a predicted model, not a curated record
AUGUCACUGUUGGGGGAGACUCAAGAAGUACACACUGACAUUGGUCUGGAGUACUACCGCCAGUCUCAGCUGAUGGAUCCUGCGCGAUGGGACGAGGUAGCCAAGCGAGUCCUGAGGAAGGUCGACUUUAUUCUGCUUCCUGCCGUAAGUUACCAUCUCUCUGUCAUUGUGGAACGAAUUCUGACCGUGUCAAUUCAGAUGACCUUGAUAUAUCUCCUCUCAUUUUUGGACAAACAGACUCUCAACUAUGCCUCCGCAUAUGGUCUAAAGAAAGACUUGAAUCUUGUUGGAGACCAGUACUCGUGGAUCCCAUCUAUCACCAAUAUCGGUUACCUAGUCGGCUCCUACCCGUCUAGCAUCUGUCUGCAGAAACUGCCAAUUGGAAAGUUCAUCUCCUGCAUGCUCCUGUGCUGGAGCAUAUUACUAGUCUGUACUAUCGGCACAAAAACUUUACAGGCUUGA